AUGAAGCAGCUUGCUGCUGUAGGGACCGUCUCAACAACCUUUUACAAAGACCCUGCAGAGCUCAAGUCUCUCACCACUGGCAAAAUCAAGGCUUAUGCUACAGUCCAAGACAACCGGUACUGGCACCAUACAUACAACAAUGGCGGCAUUGCUCAGCUCCGCAGAUUUAUGCAGGCUAGUUCCGUCUCCCGCUCUCUGUCUCUGGGGAGAGGACCUUGA
Penicillium mononematosum is the source of this 219-nucleotide messenger RNA. RefSeq lists its product as uncharacterized. NCBI's taxonomy places the organism in Eukaryota, Fungi, Ascomycota, Eurotiomycetes, Eurotiales, Aspergillaceae. The transcript has a single exon. The record is from RefSeq and is a predicted model, not a curated record. The coding region runs from base 1 to 219 and encodes 72 amino acids.